Molecule: messenger RNA, 3523 nt
Organism: Scatophagus argus
Lineage: Eukaryota; Metazoa; Chordata; Actinopteri; Scatophagidae
Product: vesicle-associated membrane protein-associated protein B/C-like
Exons: 6
Coding region: 210-941 (243 amino acids)
Biological process (GO): endoplasmic reticulum membrane organization
Cellular component (GO): plasma membrane; endoplasmic reticulum membrane
Molecular function (GO): FFAT motif binding
Source: RefSeq, a predicted model, not a curated record
UCACCAAGCUGUCUCUCAGUCCCUUCCUGCUGCAUCACAACAGCCGUUAGUAGCUCGAGUAGCACUAGUGACCGGGGGGACAGGAUAUCCACAGCUAAUUCAUUGAUAAAAUAACUCUAUUGACUUUGCAGCAUUCAGCUACAUCCUAACACGGGGGUAACCGACAGAAACUGGUUGCAGUGCGAUAACCCCGCUCCAGCUGUUGGGAUAUGGCCAGGCCGGAACAGGUUCUGCUCUUGGAGCCCCAGCACGAACUGAAAUUCCGAGGUCCAUUCUCAGACGUGGUCACCACAAAUCUCAAGCUCUCUAACCCUACAGACAGGAAUGUGUGUUUCAAGGUGAAGACGACGGCGCCGCGCAGAUACUGUGUGCGGCCAAACAGUGGAAUCAUCGAUGCAGGCACCUCAAUCAACGUCUCGGUUAUGCUGCAGCCUUUUGACUAUGAUCCCAAUGAGAAGAGCAAACACAAGUUCAUGGUCCAGUCCAUGUUAGCACCUCCUGACAUGACUGACAUGGAGGGAGUGUGGAAGGAAGCUAAACCAGAAGAGCUAAUGGACUCAAAGCUGAGGUGUGUCUUUGAGAUGCCAGUGGAGAACGAGAAAACGCAUGACAUGGAGUCCAACAAGAUGAUGUCGUCUAGCUUGCUGAAGUCAGAUUCCUCUGCACUGCCUCCAAAGUCAAUGAGCUCCACCCUUGAUGAUGGGGAGGUAAAGAAGAUCAUGGAAGAGUGUAAGAGGCUGCAAAUGGAGGCUCAAAGGCUACGGGAAGAAAACAAACAAAUCAGAGAGGAUGAUGGCCUGCGGAUGAGGAAGAGUAACAUGAUGUCAUCUCAGCACUCCUCGGUUGGCAUAAAGAAAGAGGAGGGGCUGAGUGCCCGCACGGUGGCCCUCAUCGUGCUCUUCUUUGUGGUGGGCGUCAUUGUGGGCAAGUUGGUCUUGUAGAUGGCAGCGAAGUUUGGUCAGCCGCAGCAUGCUUUCAGGGGGAUGAAAACAAACACAAGAUCUGGGAUUUUGGAUCAGAAAUGCCAUAUCCGCUGGGUGGGGGGGUGGUACUAGUUUUGAUUCAGUCUCAUUUAUGUAAAAAAAAAAAAAAAAUCUGAAGUAAUGUUGGAUGAAAAAAAGAAGAAAAAAGGAUUCAUCAUCUUAUGAACAAAUCUACUGUUACAGGUCUUGAUUCUAUGUAAUCGUCACAUAAUCAUUCUGGCCCUCUUCCCAAAGUUUUAUGUAUACAGAUGACUGGUCCUGUGGUGGGGGGGUAAUGGAAACAUGAUUUAAUGCUAAUGAUUCAGACUAAUGGAUUUUCUAACACUGGCGAGGUAGUGUUGGUGCGAUUGAGUCAGUUCGCAGUUGUGUGAAUGUCAUUUAAGGGUAUUGUUGUUGUUUUUGGGUUUUUUUUUCUCUCUAAAUGACAGAGGCCAGAGCCUAUGUAUAUGUAUGCUUAACCCCCCCACUGUACAGUAUAUCCAGGUGUUCCUUCCGGCUAAACCCCCUUUAAGGAAGGGAUUAACCAGAGAGAUGAUCCAACCAGGCGGGGCUACACACAGGGCUAUCAAACUGACUUCUCCAGUCAUUGGCUUUGUAAAAUCGUCUUGUCUUUGAUUGUAGAGAAACUUUGACAAGUCUAUGAAACACUAUACACUAGGUAUUUUCUUUCCUUGUGUCCUUUUUAUUUUAUCUCUACCUUACUCCAGUCACUCAGUGCUUACCACAUCCCCAGUUGUCAGAGGGGGGUGUUUGAUUGCAUGCGUUCACACGGGGUGUUGCAUCUGGACUUCUGAAUCUAAUUGCUUUUAUAAUGGUGAUAAUAAUAUGUAAUUUGGCUGUAGGUUUGCACAACUACAUUUUCUUUUUUUUCUUUUGGUGUUUUUGUUGCAUUUUUAUGAUUUAAGUUUUUUUUUUUUUUGUUUUUGUUUUUGUUUUUGUUUUUAGGGUUAAAGCAUUUAAGGAUCUUGCAGCUACCAGAAAUGAGCUCCAGAUUUGUAGGAUUAGAUCAUUUCUGUAAAUGCUCUCCCGAUGAAAGUCUUGCCUUGUGACCUGUUUGGGCAAGUUAUUCUCAGGCCAAGAUGGAGGUAUAUAUACAGUACAAUAACAUAUAUAUAUAUAUAUACUUAUAUAUAUAUAUAUAUAUAUAUAUAUACAUAUGCAUGCAUACAUGAAGUGAGAAACCACAAAUGGGUAGAAGGUGCAAGUAGGAGUAACUGGUUAUGUGUCUCCUUGACAACAUCAAUGACACCACGGCCCUGUUACAGCAUCGUAACGUAACAAAGGGUCCUUGGUCUUCUCUUGUUCUUUUUUGUUUUCUCAUAUUUUCCUAUUAAGCCAUACAUUUGCUGACUUUCUGUGUUGUUUGGGGCAAAUGUAUGUGAGAGAUCAACUGAGUGUUUUAGGCUCCCUGCUCUCCACUGCUGGUGAUGUUGCUGCUUUCCUUUUUUUCACUCCACUGCAGGCCUGUGUUAAAUUUUUGGUGUUAGUCAGGCAUUUAUAUAUUGCUUAUUAAUGUAAUAUCCUCAUUUGAAGUUGUGUCCAUUUUUAAUGCACUAAGAUUAAGAGUGUCUCUCCUUUGAUCUUCCUGCGGCUUAAAGUUAAGUUUUUUCUCAAGCAAAAGGAGGGAAGCAUAGAGCCUAAUUUAUAGCCUUGAGGGGACCACUUGAUGACGUUGUACUGUUUCAGAGCCAAUGGUUGGUUUUUUUUGGUUUUUUUUUUUGGUUUUUUUUUUGUCAGAAAUAAAUAAACAAAAAACAUACUCACAAAUUGUGUGUCACAAACAGCAGUGGAGAGCAUCAUUCUGCCUAUUUGAUGAAUAAAGCCGGUCAUAUUUCUUUCCCAGUGUAUUCACAUUAGAUGAGUAAGCAGGAGUAUAUUCCUCUUUGCUAAGCUGAAAGAAAAAAAAAACUAAUUACCACCACCUUUUCAUGUUACUAGAGUGAAAGAUGAUAGAUCUGACUGGUGCAGAAGAGAUUAAAACAAAUAUGAGUUUGUGUUUCAACUGUAUCUCUGUAAAGUUGUUGGGUUGAGGAUGACUUGCUGCUUAGAGGGAGGGCAGAGUAGACCUGAGCUACAGUCCCAUCUUGGGUUAUGCGACCUGGGUCACAAAGUACUUGCAUAAAAUUCUUCUUGUUCAGUGAAUCCUGGUUGGAGUAUCAGAACCGUUUACACAAGGAAUAUAUUUCAAAGUACCAGAAAACUGUUAUAUGUCUAUAUGAAGAAUUAAUCCCUGCGUACCCCACCAGUGUGGUACUCCAAGCAGGAUUAAACAAAGAACAAUAAUAACAUGCAUAGACCCAGGUCCAGGACCAGUUGUAAAACACACUACACACUGACCUGUUCUGGAGUCUCUGACCAUCACAGUGAUCAAUGUAAUUAGUUGGAAAACUGUUUUGUAUGUAUAUAAAUAAAUAAAUAAGUCUAUCCAAAAUGAAGAUUAAUAUUCCUAGUCAAGUAGUCUCUCUGGUGUAUAAAACCAACCCACCUCGGUUGGACUAUGUAGCAUCUUAAUAAAUUAAUGAAUAAAGCCCCUACCCAAC